Hordeum vulgare subsp. vulgare (domesticated barley) is the source of this 3147-nucleotide messenger RNA. RefSeq lists its product as uncharacterized. Bases 114 to 2930 code for a protein of 938 amino acids. The transcript is spliced from 3 exons. The record is from RefSeq and is a predicted model, not a curated record. Lineage: Eukaryota; Viridiplantae; Streptophyta; Magnoliopsida; Poales; Poaceae.
AUUAUAGAUGCGCGGGUAUCAGGGGAAGCUGCUCGGCCGCAACGAAAAGUAGAGCCACAAAGCAUAGCUAGGAUCCGGAGUACCAGCCGAUCGAGCAGCAUCGGCGGAGAGCCAUGGCCAACAGCACCAGCGGAGAGCACUGUAUCCAGAUACCAGCUCACUGCGCCUCUAGACCAGCCAACAAGAAGAUCGCCGCGCCGGAGAAGCGGCUCAAUACUUUCGUACACGCCGUCGCGCUGAUCGAGAGGGUUGGCAACGCCUUGGGCACGCUGGCCUUCACGUGGGCCACCGUCGUCUUGCUCGGCGGCUACUCCAAAGACCUCAGCUUGGAGGAUGAUUUUUGGUAUGCGACGGCGAUAGUAUUCCUCGAAGCCGCAAGGAUGUUCACACGAAACAACAGACUGGAAUACCAACUGUUCUUUAAUACGAGGGGAGCUUUUAGACCUAUUGGCUGGACGAAUGGACUCGUUGCAAGCCUAUGCUUCUUAAAUAUUUUCGUGAUCCUCGCGGAGACAUCUGUUUUGCGAGGGUUUGUAUUGCUGAUAGUAGUACUUGCAACUGACCGGUUCCUGUUGGGGCCGAAACUGCACAUAUGCAAUGUGCUACGCCGUGCCACAUCACUGUGGAGCCCCUUGGUUGCAAUCCUACUGACGGCUCCCCCUCUGUCCAACGGCCUAUCGACCAGUUGGAUUGUAUUCACAGCACUACUUGUGCCAGUGCUAUUGGUAACAAUAAGCAGGCUACAGUUCACCAGAAUCAUCAAACUAGCGGAUAGUAUUCUUGGCAGGAAACAAGGAUUUUGGCGCCAAGUUGUUAUAAACUUGUGCAUUAUUUCUGCGCUAGUGAUGCACAAGCUACAAUCAUAUCCAUCCAUGUCCAUCUUAUGCAUGUGUGCUUUCUUGGUGGUGUCACUAGGCAACUUCCAGAUUCCGGCAGCGGUGUUGCGUAUUGUACUCGCAAGCUUCAGCUUACUGCACAAGUACAAUGAAAAUGAAAAGAGCCUCGCGGAAUCUCUUAAAAUCUUCUACGGGAUGGUGCUUGGACAAGGAAUCCUCUAUGUUCUGGCCUGCAUGCUCGAGUUUUUUUCAUUCAUCCCUCGGAGAUACCUUAUCCACUGUGGUGGGUUUAGAGGACGAUGGGGUGUGGAAUCUGUCAAUCUGUACUAUGCAUACGCCUUGGAGAAAUGCAUGCAGCAGGGUGUGCUUGCUCCAAAGAAGAUCAGCCUCAGCAACUUUGCGAUGGAUUCUCUAAACUCGGAUUCACCCAAGAAUCAGCUCCACGGUAUUCGUCUGAUGCACAACUUUCUGAAAUGGGAACCAACCAGGGCACAGCUCCUUCCAAAACUCGACACUUCUACCAAUACGGUGGACAGAAUAAUCAGGAUGUUGGAUUGGACAAGUCCAAAGGAUACAAUUAUCAGAUUAUAUGCCGCAAAGGUCACCGCUGAACUUGCAAAGGACCUCCGUGUUGUCACUUUCCCCGGUACAUUACAGCUUGUGUCCGCACUUUUUGAUGCUCACAGUGGAACAAAAAGAGGAAAUCCGCUUCUAGACACAGAUGAUGAACAAGAAGAAAAACAAGAUCAAUUUCUGGAAGAUAGCCAAGAGCAAGAACAUCAUACAGUAAGGGAUGUGGCUGAUAACCAAGGGCAAAGACGAGACCAACUUCAAGACACCGAUAAACCGCUCGAGGAAACACAAACCUGCUCAACCCAACAAGCCCACAACGAUAAACAUGGUUCUUACAUACUCAGAUGCUGGCAGCGGAUUUUAGAAUUACGUUCAGUUCCCAAGGAGGAGUUGUCAACAGACCACGAUCUUCUCCCAGCACUGGCCAUGUCAAUUAUUGAAAGUCUUGCUAGCUGUGAUCAGGAAAACUGUGUGGAAAUCAGCAAUGCAGCUAACCUCAUCCCGAAGAUCAUAGGAUUCACAAGAUUCAGACAUGCCACGAACACUGUGGAUACCGAAACACAACAAAAGUUCCUGCUUAAGUCAUCACUAACAGUGCUGCAAAGACUCACAAGCAUUGGCGGGGAAAUCGGCAUAACACUACGGUACAAGAUAUCAAAACAUCCCUUCCUAUUGAGAAACCUUGCAGAAACCUUGGAGUACAACAGGAACAGCCAGGAAUUGAGAAAGUUGGUGGCAGGAAUCCUCAGGAAUAUUGCCAUUGAUGGGAACACAAGGCAGGACAUUGGCCGCAUUCAAAUAAUCAUCACCAGGCUCACACAGGCAUUUCUCAAUGGAGAAGGAACCAUGAGUACCAAUGCUGAUCACUUAUCACGGAAGGUCACCGGGCAAGCACUGGCAAUGCUCACAACAGAAAGUGUCCAAAAUUGCUUGAUUGUGUUGAAGGAACCAGAGUUUAUUAAGAAACUCAAACAUUUGAUCUUCAUCCAUGGUGGCAAGUACAUAUAUGUUGCAGCAAGCCUGUUGCGCAAUCUGUGCCUACAUGCUGAACCCGAGCUCAGAGAGUCGGACCUGAAGGAACUAUCUCAUACCUUGAGAGAGGUGUUGGAAAAAAUAAUUGACGUGGAAGGGGCAGAACUAGAGAUCCUCAUUGGCCUUAGCUCACAGAUUUGUAAAAUCAUCCCUGAAGACUUUAGCCAGGAACUAGAAGGCGGUCAGAUUAAGCAGAGAUUCGUGAAGAGGCUCAUUGAUGCGUUGAAUACAAACAUGGAACCUAGUGCUCAUUGUCCUGGGAUCAGAAGGGUGAUACUUGAGCAAGUUAUUAACAUGGUGGAGUGCAAUUAUCACUAUGCAGACUAUUUGAACGAAUUCAGGAUGACAGAAGUCCUAUCAAUGGUAGAACAAACACUGUCGAAGGCUGAGGACUACAAACUCUUCUUGGGUGAUGCAGGUUUCAUGGAGUACAGCACCCCUAUCUCCGCUCUUUUGGCAAGAGCAAAAGAGCUUAUGUGUCGUGACUGACUAUGAUUUAACCAUAAAUGGUAGUAAUUCUCAACAAAUUCGUAUUAUUAUUUCAUAAGAAUCCAGGUCCGAGGACAAAAGAACAAUCUUGGCUUUAGAGUCACAAGGUGCUGACAUAGUUGUAGAGAUUUCAUAUCUGUAAUUUGAACCUGAGAUUAAGAAAAUAGUAGAUGUAUGUACAGCCUUUUAUAAUGAAAAAUACUUUCAUUUGCAGUGG